AUGGAAACCAGUGCAAAUGCCCGUCGGCGUCGAACGGAGCGUGGACCCCGAUCCAAGAGUGAUGGCCUAGGCUGCCGAACGUGCAUUAGCAAAAAAGUAAAAUGUGACGAACAACAUCCAUUAUGCCGCCGCUGUGUUCGCCUUCGGCUGCAGUGUGAAUGGCCUGGUUAUCAGCCUUCCAUGUCAACCAGAAGACGGGGCCUCGGUCCUAUCAAAAGCCGAGAUGCUUGGGAUCCUCCACCUAUUCUUCCCAUACCGCAGAGCCAAGCUGAACCAGUGGACCUAGACAACCUUUCCGGGAUCGAGGAAAUCAGUGACUCCAUAAUUGAGUCACCGACCACUGUUCAUAAUCACCACCUCGAGACUAGGGCCUUCAAUCUUUGGUUUGAUACCGGUGAAACAACCAGUCAAUUGAAUAGCCCAGCUCAGGAAAUAGAGACGGUCGAACAGGAGGACCACGCACCACUCUCUAUUUUGCUUUCUCCGCAGCCGCCCCUCAACUUCCAAGCCACACUGGCGGCUAUCUUAUUCGCCCGUGAGUCAGAGACAGACUAUACUCCCUCGCUUGGGAGUAAUGACUCACAGGCGGUGUCGUUUUAUCGUGGCGUGCUCGCGCCUCUCAAAUCCACUCGAGAGGCAGCGUCAUCGGCACAUGUUUUGUUCCUUGACCUCGCAUUACAGAAUACCAUGGCUCUUCAUUUUCUUCUCGCCGUUUCCCAUAACGAACUGGCCAUCCAUCUGGGACCUCCCAACUAUCCUCCACAGGAGUCAUGGAAGCAUUUUGAAUACGGCUCUGAAAUAUUUCUCACGGCACUUCACCCUUUGGCUCGUUCAACUUAUCCGGACCAUGUUGCCACAAUGCUAUCGUUCUUAUACAUGUACAUGUUCUGGAUGAGGAUCCCUCCCCUCAAUGCCCAGAACUUGUGCCAGCUGAGUGUUUCCGUACUCACCUAUGUCAAGAGUCAUGGCCUGUAUGAAUUAUGUGCAGAUUCUGUAUCAUUGUCCGCUGAUACAGUGCUCCUCUCACGAAUUCUCACUUAUCUCUAUGACCGGGAUGGAUUCUGCAGUUUCUUUGGCUGCGGAGGUGCUUUCGCUAGCUACGGGAAUGAGAACCAUGACAAGCGCCAUAGGAUCUGGCAGUUAUCGAAAUCUAUCUUUGCAUCUUCAGAUGGCCACACAACUGCCUCCGCGAUGUCUAGCACGCAACGGCCAUUGAAUUCACACAUUCGGAAUGUCUAUUUCGAGUUAAUAUCCAUACAUCACGAUAUUAACUGUUAUAGCCAGGCCGCCGAGGGCCAGGCACCUCGAUUACUGAGGAAGAUCAAAAGAAACCUUGCUAUGGCGCAAGAUGAAUGCGAAUCCCUUUCGCGUCUUGUCGCGCAAUGCAGAAGACAAGGAAGAAGCCCGCCACUCAUGGCUCUGGUGGCUGUCACGUUCUUCCACGCCAUCCAAAUAUAUUUUCACCGCUGCCGCGACUCAUAUUUUGGCCAGCUCCCAGUAUCCGGUGAGAUUCAGCAAGCCUUGAGCGAUCUUAUCACCACUGCAUUCCAUACUAUUGCAACAGGGCCAGUGCAGCUUCUAGAAAGGUUCCAAUGGUCACUAAUGAUAGCCGGGAUGGAAACUCAUGAUCCGGUUCAUUUACAGUGGAUCCUGGCGAAUCUCUCCGACCCUAUCCUGAAGAACUUGCUAAAUAUGGUAAAAGGGGAGCAAGAAUUACUCAGUAUCUCAAUCAAACAAUUGAGACAAAUCAUUGAUCCGGUUUCUCAUGGUGAUAUUCGGCGAACGUUGGUUGAUUUGUAA
This is a messenger RNA of Penicillium hordei, 1800 nucleotides long. Its product is annotated as Zn(II)2Cys6 transcription factor. The record is from RefSeq and is a predicted model, not a curated record. The transcript is spliced from 3 exons. Lineage: Eukaryota; Fungi; Ascomycota; Eurotiomycetes; Eurotiales; Aspergillaceae. Gene Ontology annotation, molecular function: DNA-binding transcription factor activity, RNA polymerase II-specific; zinc ion binding. Gene Ontology annotation, biological process: regulation of transcription by RNA polymerase II. The coding region runs from base 1 to 1800 and encodes 599 amino acids.